GUUGAGGGGAGGACCCGCGCGUUUCCCGCCGGACGCCGGUUAAGGGGACGCCGUGACCAUGGCACCGCGCGCUUCCGGUGCCGCCGGCCGAGCUGGGACAGCGGGAACGGGACGGCGGGAACGGGACGGCGGGAUAGCGAGAUCGGGGUUGGGACAGCGGGAACGGGGCCGGGACAGCGCGAACGGGGCCGGACAGCGGGAUCGGGGCCGGACAGCGGGAUCGGGGCCGGGACAGCGGGAUCGGGGCCGGGAUAGUGGGAUCGGGGCCGGGAUAGUGGGAUCGGGGCCGGGACAGCGGGAACGGGGCCGGGACAGCGGGAUCGGGGCCGGGAUUAGGGCGGGACAGCGGGAGCGAGCGGUGCUCUCUCAAGGACGGCAGCCGUGGGAGGGAAGCGGAGCCCCGGGGCUGUUCCCGCUGUCCCGGCUCCGUUCCCGUUCCCGGCCCUGCCGAGAGAAGGCGCCGCUGGCCGCAGCCCUGAGGCUGUCCCAUGGAGGCGGAGAGCGGCUCGGGCGGCAGCCGGGACUCGCUGGGCAGCCUGACGGCGGCCGAGGUGCUGGUCCGUUCCACGGCGGCCCGCAGGGAGCAGCCCCCGGGCGGCGGCCGUGGCCGGAAGAUGCCGGUGGCCGUGCAGAAGCUCCGGGACGGGAGCUCGCCCUGCCCCGCGGACUCGGCUGCGGACGGAGCUCCCCGUGCCAGCCCCGCCAGGGCUCCGGGCGGCACCGGCGCCACCCGCGACUCCCCCGGCGCCGCUGCAGGAGUCCUAAGCACCAAAGCAUAUCCAGAACGCCUGCUUCCAGUUGAAAAUUCCGAGCCCAUGUUUUUAUCCCAAAAGGAUUCUCCUAAAGAAGCCACAGCACAAAAUGGUCCUUUGGUGCUGCUGGAAAAUAGCAGAGGAUCUGAAGAUGAUGUUUUUAUUUCCCAGUAUGCUACUGGCCAGAAGGAGGCUCUGAGAGCAGCAUUAAUGCAAAAAACUCAGGUUAUUCCUGUUCAUAAGGAGGUGAAGGUGCAGCUCUUGGGAAGUGCCUCCACAGAAAAAAGGGAAGGUGCUGGGAGUGACACCAGGUCAGCACCCAGGGAAGUUGAGUCUGCAACAACCAUUGCAGCAGCCACUGCUGCUGCCAUUGCCACCACAGCUCCACUUCUCAAGGCUCAAAAUGAUUUGGAAGCAAAAAUGAACUCAGUUUCAGAACUGCUUCAGAAACUGCAGGAGACAGACAGGCAGCUGCAACGAGCAUCUGAACAGCAAAAAAAUGUGAAGGCUCAACAUGAGGAACCCCACUACCAGCAGAGAGUCAGUGAGCUUGAAAAACAAAUGAAUACUUUCAUGGUGCAAAGAAUUCAACACCUGGAAAAGCUACAGGAGCAACAAAUGAAUAUUCAGUCCCAUCUCAUCAGCUCUGCAGUGAACACCCGUGGCCUGCAGCAGGGUCCUGUGCCUGCCCCUGGGCCCCUGGCAGGGCACUGGGAGAAGCCAGAGCAGAGAUCACUCACUAAUGAAGCACCUUCAUCUCACAGGGGUUUAUUCCCUGCCAGUGCUGCACCUGCCCAAGUUUUCCCUGAAGCAUAUUCAAGCAAUUUUCCAAGUCAUGGGGUUCAUACACAAAAAUCUCCUCUAAAGACACCAGUUCCUCGAAGAUAUCCUCCAGAACCUGUGCCCAAAAAUGGGAAAAUCUCAGAGAAAGAAAACUCUGUAGUAGAAAAAGAAAAUACUUCCAAACCUACAAGAGAAGGUGAAGGGAAAGGUGUGGAACACGUUUUGAAUUCUCAGGAAACACCAGUAAAGCAAACUGAAUAUUCCAAGAAGACAGCAUUAAACAGCAAUGAAAGGAGCAGGAAUACUGAGAGAGACAGACAAAAAGGUUUGCCUGCAGACCUAAUUCCUUAUUUUGAGAGGUGCAAUUCAAUUGAGAAAGCAGUGCAAAAGGCAGAUGAUCUUCUUCAAGAUCUUGGCAAGUUGAGAAGAGAAAUGCACAACAUUCUGCAGGAAGCAAGUUCAUGGAAAACUGACAUUACUGAUAUUAUUAAGGCAAAAACUUCUCCUGUUUCACCUGAUCCUCCUGAACAUCAUCUAGUCAGCAAACCAUCCAUCCUUCAAAAUGUCCAAGUGCCAAAGUCUAUCCUGACAGAUGCUGAAAGGAUUUUGAGAGGAGUGCAGAACAAUAAAAAAGUCCUUGAGGAGAAUCUGGAAGCUGUUACUCAUGCAAAAGAUGGAGAGGCCAUGUAUGCUUUCAGUAACUCCUUGACUACAAACAGAGAUGUCCUGGAAGAGAUUCGUAUUCGAAGGACUGUGGAUGAGUGGAUCAAGGCAAUCAGUGAGGAAAUCCAGGCUGAAAUAGCAAAAAGUGAUUCAGAACAAGGGAAAUGUGAUCAAAAAGCCCCAUGGAACAAGAAAGCCCAAAACCUCAGGGCUGUGAAGACCAAGAAAGAAACUAAAGAGAAAACUGAAACCAUCCAGGGAGGCUUGACAAAAAAGCUUUCACCUCCAGCUCAGCCAGUGCAGAAGCAGGUGGAAGAUAACACAAAGAAACAGAAGUUUAGAACUUACUUUUCUGAAGAUGUGCAAAUCAAAGAAAAAAAGGCAGAUGGAGAUGUAGGUGGAACUGCACUGCUGCAAAAUGAAGAUUAUCUGGCUCAUGUUUAUGGGAAGCCCAUUUACCAUGGCCGCCGGAGCACGCUUAAAAAAGGGCCCUACCUGAGAUUCAACUCUCCCUCUCCCAAAUCUAAACUUCCCAGACCCAAGCUGAUAGAGACUGUUAGAGGGACAAAGGUGAAGUCAGCAAGGACCCAGACCUCCUUUCACACACAGAAGGUCAUCAGCAGCCCUAAGAAGAAGGAUCCUGUGUAUGCCCCUGCCCAGCAGAGCCAGUACCUCUUCAGCCCCAGCCAGGAUGUCCCUGCUGCCUCUGGUCCUCUGGAAGGUCACCUCAUCCCCAUGGCCAUUCCCCUAGGUCAAACCCAAAGCAGCAACACAUCAGUGCAGCCUGCUGGAGUAAUCAUAGAUAAACCACACCCUGUGACAGUUACAACCUCCCUUCCUCCAGUGCCACCAAAGCCUCCAGUGGAGGUAAAAAAGCCAAAUGUAGCUGUGAUAGAGAUGAAAUCAGAGAAAAAGGAGCCACCUCAGCUCUCUGUGCAGGUGUUGCCAAAUGUUGAUAUUGACAGUGUUUCAAGUACCAGGGCUGUAAGUCCUGUUCCUCCAAGCUCUGAGCCCCUGCUCCCUCCUGUCAAUGCUGUAAUACAGACUCCAGAAGAAAUACACAGUGAAGAGGAAGACACAAAGCUUCCAGGAGCUAACUUCAUUGAUGUUACUGAUGUCACACAGGAUCAGGAAGAGGAGAAGGAUGAAAUUCCAGAAUUCCUUGAGCCUGUUCUGGAGCUUAAUGGCCAGUUUAAAGUUCCCUCUCCAGAACACAAUAGUCCUUUGUUUCCUCCUGUGGCUUCUGCUCCUCAGCAGCCUGCUGAUGUGUUGGAUGAACUGAUUCAAAAGAGAGAAACUAUAGAAAACAAGUUGGUAAAUUGGGUGGAACAAGAAAUAAUGGCAAAAAUUAUCAGUGAGAUGUGCCCAGCUCAGACAGAAGCAGCACCCAGCAUUAGCAGCUCCAUAAAGAGUGAAGACAGUGAGGCUGUAACCCCUGGCAUUGUUGAAGUUGCAGGUGGUGGAGGAUUCCAGCUCUUUGUCAAUGCUGGUGUCCCUGUGGACUCAGAAAUGAUAAAUAAUUUUGUAAAGGAAGCUCUCAGUGAAACCAUUGCAACCAUGCUGGGUGACAGCCAGGCUCAGAGAACAGUUCCUGAUCCUCUUCCUCCCAGCACCACCUCAGUGAUGGAGGCUCCUGUGCCUACUCCAGUGCCAACACCCCAGGCCACACCACCACCAACACCACCUUCAGAAAAAGAAUUGCCUCAGGUCAAAACUCCAGAUUCAUCUCCAUCUCCUCCAGAGAUGAGUGGGGAUGUUCAUGAACAUGAAAAAAUUAAAGAAACAGGAGUUGAGAUUGCAGCUGCCAGGGGCCCUGUGGUCACCCCUGUGGUCACCCCUGUGGUCACUCCUGUGGUCACCCCUGUCACCACACCUUCCCCAGUCACCACACCAAGCCCUCCUGUCUCAGAAUGGGGCUCCCAGGCUGAAAAAAGGGAAAGUCCAAAGCUUCCAAACCCGUGGGAUGGUGCAGAACUUCCUCUGGAAGAAGAGAACCCCAGUCCUGUCCCUGAAGAGCCAUUCUGUCCUGAGACUGUGGAGAUGUCAGUGGCCAAUGAUGAGGAACCAGAGGCCUUGGUUUCCCCAUCUCAGCAGCUGCCAGGGAGGCCCUUGGAGCCCCUGCCCUGCCCUGCCCAGGUGCCAUCACCUGUGCCCACAGUGAGCUCUGGGAUGUCCAGCCAGGAGAGCAGCCUCACCCCCACAGGGACUGAGACCACAGACAGACCCCUCUCAGAAGGGGAGGUGCUCUUCCCCUAUGGACAGCCACUGCCUGCAGCAGCCUUAGCAGAAGGGGGAUUAUCUUUUCCAAACCUGGCUGAGAGCUUAUCCAGUACUCUCCAAGAUGCCAAUGAAAUGGAUUAUGAUCCUCCAAGUGAAGGGCAGGUGGUGAGGAGAAUGGGCAAAGGCCGUCACAGGGAUCCUGUCCUGGCUCUUUUAACCAAAUUAAAUCAAGUACCUGUUUUUGUACAAGAAAGAAUAGAGCACUCAGAGGAUUCUGAUGGCAGCAUUGGGGAGCUCAGUGAAGGGCAGAGGCCAAGGCUGUCCAGGGCACAGGAGAGAAUCCUGAUGGGAAAUUCCAUUUUUAUGGAGCAUCCAGCUGCCCACAGCUUUGGGACCAGACCAUGCCAGGCUCUCCGUUCUGCAUCUCCAGGGCAGCUUGCCCAAAUUGGAGCAGAAAUUCUUGGAGAUGCAGAUACAAGUCGUAGUCCAAUGCUUUUGGCUGAACUGGAGUCACAGCCAGGUUCAAAUCCUGCUCUGCCAGCAGCCCAGCCAAGCUGCAGAAUGACACCACUCCCAGAGGAUCUGUCCCAGGAGGAAAGCCAAGGAACUGCACAUGUUCAGGCUGUGAGACCGCGAGUUAUCUUUGUGGGAAGGAAAUCUGAGAUGCAACAAGAAGGAGAUGCUGCCCCUCAUCUGAACCCUCAUCUUUCUGCAGCAGGGGUGUCAGUGCAGCUGCCUGGCAUGAGAACAGCUAAUGAAACACAGAGUCUGAGCAGUGCACGUGGAGAUUCAGAUUCUUCAGGGACAGACACAUUUUAAAGCUCAGGGCUGUUUAUGGCAGUCUCUGUCUGAAGAUGUUGUCACUGGUACGUUUGUCUGUCUAGUGUGAUAGUCUGGCUGUUCCAUCAAAAUAAAAGUCUUUCAGUACUGUUCAUUUUCUACUAUUUUUUCUUACAAUUUUGUUAUUAUUUUAAAUGAUUCUGUCUGUGAAUAUAUCAAUUAUUUUUAAGCAAAUAAAAUUCAUUUUUUUCCAGAAUUGUCGUGAGUUUAAGUCAAUAAAGACCUUUUAAAUAUU
Serinus canaria (Common canary) is the source of this 5493-nucleotide messenger RNA. Its product is annotated as KIAA0586 ortholog. Gene Ontology annotation, cellular component: ciliary basal body; centriole. The transcript is spliced from 31 exons. Gene Ontology annotation, biological process: smoothened signaling pathway. The record is from RefSeq and is a predicted model, not a curated record. Bases 489 to 5237 code for a protein of 1582 amino acids. Lineage: Eukaryota; Metazoa; Chordata; Aves; Passeriformes; Fringillidae.